Molecule: messenger RNA, 876 nt
Organism: Rhizophagus irregularis DAOM 181602=DAOM 197198
Lineage: Eukaryota; Fungi; Glomeromycota; Glomeromycetes; Glomerales; Glomeraceae
Source: RefSeq, a predicted model, not a curated record
AUGUCGAAUAAUAUUGUUAAAGCUGAAACCUCAUAUACUUUAUCGUCCAAAAUAAGAGACAAUGAAAAUAAUGAAAAUCAUACGAAUGAUUCUGCUAUUUCUGUAAUUUAUAGUAACAGACAUCCGUUAUUUACUAAAAAUGAUUUUAUAACUUAUAUAUAUGUAUAUAUAUUAAAGAUUAUUAGCGAAUUGGCAAAAGGUACGGCUCCUGGACUUGAAUAUCGACCUGCAAACUCCGGAAUUACAAAGUUGAAAGCACAUAGCUGUCAAAAUAUACAGAGAUUGAUCAUUAUUAAUAAAACCGAUAACGUUAAUGAAGGAAUAAUUGAAUUAAUUAAAGUUCAAAAAAAUUUAAGUUAUUUCGAAUGGAAAGAUGACUUUGAAGAUGAAUAUGAUAUUAUAAAUGUUCCUUAUAAUGAAAUAUUACUUGAUAUUAUCAAUCAUUUAAUAUUAUAUUUUCAAUUACUUUAUUAUCAAGAAUAUCAAGAGCAUAAAUUAUUUGAGAUAUUUCCAAUAUUUCAUGAAUUAAAAACGUUAAAAGUCUAUUUCGAUUCAGAAUCCGAAAGCUAUACUAUGUCAGGAUUUUCCGAUAAUCCAUCUGAACAAUGUAUACAGAUGCUACAAGCAGGAUUUACUCCUUCGACAACAAGAAAUUUAAAAAGCGUACUUUCAUCAACAUUAAAGGAAGCAGGACGCGAUGAACGCACUGGAUUACCUUUUGGAAUUAUUGAUGAUGAUGUAAUUUUAGCUAGUAAUCCGUGUGGUUUACCUUCUGAUAUUAUCAAGGUUAAAGCAGCCAGAAAUAUGGAUUUAAGCAUUUAUUAUAAUGUAGUCAUAUUUCCUGUAAAUGCUGCUAAGGAGGAUGACAUAUCAUAA